CAAGAAUCCCGCCGUCUUCAUUCUCUUGCCCAAGAGUUUUGGGUGAAUGUAAAGGGAGCUCACUCCCCCCGUCACUCAUUUAUCAAGAACGAACUCUCUUUUGAACAUCUCAUUCAACUGUAAUCAUCCCUCUCUAUCAAUCAAUCUCUGACUUGUUUCCUUUCAACAAGUUUUGAUUGAUUUUACCCUGAGAGACACCCAUCGAACCCUUGUUGAACUAAAGCAAGACCCUCUACACUCUGACUAGUCUCAGUCAGUUAGUUAUACAGCAUCGCCACUGAGCGGGCUUGAUCAGAUAUCCCAUUAUUGCAUUCUCUUCUAUUCCCGUCAUGUCUCCUCCCGCUCCAGAGCAGAAGCCUCAGCUUCAACAACAACAACAGCAGGGCUCAUCAUCAGGAGAUUCAUCUUCUGGCAGUGCCAAUGACUCAAAGUCUGUGACGCCUGCUCCUAGCGCCACAUCUAAUACAUCCCAGAGCAGCACUGCUCCCUCAACAUCAAGCGACGAUAACCUUAUCUGCCGAUGGAAUGCUUGCAACCAAAAGUUCCCUGCUCCCGAGGCUCUCUAUGAGCAUAUUUGCGAGCGCCAUGUUGGUCGCAAGAGCACAAACAACCUCAACUUGACUUGCCAGUGGAACUCUUGCCGAACUACCACGGUCAAGCGAGACCACAUCACCUCGCACAUCCGUGUCCAUGUUCCUCUCAAGCCUCACAAGUGUGAGUUCUGCGGCAAGUCUUUCAAGCGUCCUCAGGACUUGAAGAAGCAUGUCAAGACCCAUGCCGAUGACUCUGUACUUGUUCGCCCAUCCCAGGAUCCUCAAGGUGGACUCAACUACAGGCCACAGCCUCCAAAGGGUAUGUCUCAUCUCGACUCUAGUCCACGGCUGUGGUCCUCCGGUUUUCCUUCCCUCGAGGCUAAUCCGCCCCCAGGCCCCUCUAGCUACUAUGAUCACACUGGCCAGAUGCGAACUAACGCAGCAGCCUUUGCUCAUCAGGCAGGCCAUCCUAGUGGCGGUUACUACGCUCCCCAACCCUCUACCAACUAUGGUCUCUACUUCAACCAGCCUCCUAUCAACAAUGCCCGUACCGAGCACCUUGGAUACAGCGCUGCUGCCGGCGGUUAUGACCGAAAGCGCACCUACGACAUGGUUGACGACUUCUUCGGCAGCGCCAAGCGUCGACAGAUCGAUCCUUCGUCUUAUGCCCAGAUUGGUCGUUCCUUGAUGCCCCUCCAUGGCAACCUCUCCGUUCCCAACGGUCCUAUGACUGCUACCGAGCAGUACAUGCCUCAGCCUGCUCCCGCACCGGUCCACGCUGGUCCUACUCCUAGCCAAAACCCCUUGGCUCAGCAAUACUACCUGCCCAUGCCCAGCGCGCGAACUCAGAAGGAUCUCAUUCACAUCGACACCAUUCUUGGCCAGAUGCAAGACACCAUCUACGAGAAUGCUAACCACGCUACUGCUGGUGUCCACAUUCAUCACGCUGAAAACGGCUUCAACGGUUACCGCAACACUCCUUCGCCUCCUACCUCUCACAGGUCUCCUACCGGCAUGCAUGUCGGAGCUGACGGCUACCAGCCUGUGUCUGCCGCUAGCAUGGCCUCGCCUCUGACGGCCAUCUCAUCUACCGGCACUCCUGCUGUUACACCGCCCUCCAGCUCCAUGUCAUACACAUCUGGUCACUCACCAAGCCCAUCAUCCUCUGCCAUGUCUCCUCAGUCCCGCCACGGCUCAACUGCCUCAGUCAUGUACCCCACUCUCCCCACAAGCCUCCCUGCUGUUAGCCAGGGCUUCGGCCACUCUGCUACAACCACUCUUGGCCCUAGCUUUGACGGCAGUGAGCGUCGCCGCUACUCUGGUGGUAUGCUCCAGCGAGCUCGUGCUGGUCCUCUGCCUCUGCCUCAUGAGGACACCAGUGGUGCUUCCACUCCCAAGGCUAGCGAGUCUGCUCUGUCUGUUGGCUCUCCCUCUUCAGAGUCUGAUGUCAGUGAUGCUACCCGUGAGCGUGAGGAGCAGUAUGACCGCUGGCUCGAGAACAUGCGGGUCAUUGAGACUCUUCGCGAGUACGUCCGUGGACGUCUGGAGCGCAAGGAGUUUGUGGACGACAACGAGUCGCCACGAUCUAGCCACUCUGACGCUAUGGAUGUUGACCCAAAGAGCCCUCAAGCUCCCCCCAGAGAACUGGGUACCCCCCGUGAGGGAUCCUCUCUGUACCCUAUCCUUCGCAUGCCUGGCGCUUAGGUCAGUCCUUGAGUCAGCUGCUGGUUUGGCUGUACGUGUACUAUUAUCGUCUAUCUUUUUCUCUGCAUCAAAGCAAUGCGGAAUGUUAUGUUCACGCGGUCUCAAUGUUGAUAUGAAGUCUGAACCAUUUGGUUCUGGGACGCUCUGAAUUGAGCUUCCCACAAUUAGCGGCUGGGAAGGGCCUACUAUUUAGUUGGUGAAAUAUAAGGACAGAUGUAAUGCAAUGGACCUUAAGUCGGGGUUUCUUUUUCGUUUUUCUUUUGUCAGCUACUGCUUGACAAUCUUGUGGUCAAUCAAUGACGGAUUAUGAAUGAUAUAGGCAAAAAGGUGGCUCGGUUUUUGAGAUGAGAUAGCUGGGAUUUGAGUUAUCGAGUACUAUCAACAAGAACAAUAUCAAAAAGUGCUGAACAAUCUUCCAAGACCAUGUUGACUCUCUGAUACAUCAUGCCUGAUGUCAUUGGUUUGUAU
Molecule: messenger RNA, 2705 nt
Organism: Fusarium oxysporum Fo47
Lineage: Eukaryota; Fungi; Ascomycota; Sordariomycetes; Hypocreales; Nectriaceae
Product: C2H2-type zinc finger protein
Exons: 3
Coding region: 330-2237 (635 amino acids)
Biological process (GO): positive regulation of transcription by RNA polymerase II
Cellular component (GO): nucleus
Source: RefSeq, a predicted model, not a curated record